AUGGGAGGUUUCCCAAUUCUUCAAUUGCCUUCUAAACCUCUACGGGAAAUACUUCAAAUAAUGGAUUUUAAUGAAAUAGUGGGUAUUUCGUUUACUUCAACAUAUGCCAAACUUCUUGUCAAGUCGUUGAACGUGACGCUUUCCUAUAUUUUUGUAAGAAUGGGGGCUGGAAUAAGAAUUGAAAUCGUUCGUCAUGAUAGGAGACAAUCAAUUUUUAUAUUCUCUGUAGACAAGUCCAAUAGAACAGAGCAAGUAUUUGACAAUGUGAAUUUAAUUGAGCAGGGUCGCAAAACCACGUUGACAGUAAAAAAGGGCAUUGGAAAAUACUUUCGAAAAUCAAGUUGAGAACAUUUAUAGAUUACAUUCUUGAAAUAUUUCACCAAUCAAAAAUUAAUAUGUUGAUGAUUAAUGGUUCUAAUUACGAUUUCCAAUCUAUUAAAGAAGAAUUCAAGAAUUUGGAUAUGCAAGGAUUAUAUCUUACUUCAUAUUUUAUGGAAGACAUUGAGUUUCAUAAGAAAAUAGCAAAGGACUAUUCACAGCACUUCAAUGAACUGAUUCUAGAGAAUAAUUUUCUAGAAUCUCGCAAAUUUCAAACCGCGAUCAGUUCCAACUUCAAGGCUAUCCAAUUGUGGGAUAGAUUUACUGUAAAACUAGAAGACGUGAUAGUUUCAAAUAGCUAUCAAAUAUCUGUUAGUAAGCCAUUACCCCCAACAGAUAUAUGUUUAUUUCUGAAACAUUGGAUUAACGGAUCGAAUCAACAACUGGAGUUUUUCUUCACCCGACUUUCUGCCGGUGUUGAUAGAAACAAAUUCAUUUCAACUGCUCUGAAUGGUAUUGGUCAUCAAAUUGCACCUAUCAAUAGAAAGCGUGUUUUUGUGCCAUGUGUCUAUAGAUGGUACGACAAAAAUAUCGAAGUCAAAGGCGGAUUUGAUAUUCAACGGAAUGAUGGAACACAAGCAACUGUUACCUUGGCUAUCGAGGCUGGAAGAACAUGGUGUUUGAAACUAUUUGUUUGGAAAUAG
Messenger RNA from Caenorhabditis elegans, 1022 nucleotides. The record is from the annotation of a RefSeq genome assembly. Lineage: Eukaryota; Metazoa; Nematoda; Chromadorea; Rhabditida; Rhabditidae.